Molecule: messenger RNA, 2948 nt
Organism: Branchiostoma floridae (Florida lancelet)
Lineage: Eukaryota; Metazoa; Chordata; Leptocardii; Amphioxiformes; Branchiostomatidae
Product: serine/arginine-rich splicing factor 3-like
Exons: 3
Coding region: 67-762 (231 amino acids)
Biological process (GO): mRNA splicing, via spliceosome
Cellular component (GO): ASAP complex; nucleoplasm; cytoplasm
Molecular function (GO): RNA binding
Source: RefSeq, a predicted model, not a curated record
GUUUUAUGCUGCAAAAUAUUUGCCAACUUUGACAGCUCGUGACAGCAUUUGUGUAGUGACAGAGGAAUGUCACACUACAGGGACCACGGUCCGCUCAACUGCAAGAUCUACGUGGGAAACCUGCCGCCGGGAGCCGCCAAACACGAGAUAGAGGAGCGCUUCAGUGACUUUGGGCGCCUGCGGAAUGUGUGGGUUGCGAGGAACCCUCCGGGGUUUGCGUAUGUGGAGUUUGAGGACCACCGAGACGCCAGAGAUGCAGUCAAAAGUCUGAACGGGAAGAUGAUCUGCGGGGUGAGGUCCAGGGUGGAGUUCUCCCACGGGAUGCGGCGACCGUCCCGCAGGGGACUGCCGCCUCCCGCCCCUUCUCGAUCACAUGACCGCUACAACUCUCAUAGCUCAAGGUCCAGACGAUCCAGAUCCCGGUCACCAAGACGACAGAGGUACAGGUCGAGAUCACGGAGCAGGAGUCGGAGUCCGCGGCGCAGCCGCAGCUACAGCAGAGACCGCUCCAGGUCAAGAGACCGCAGGUCCAGGUCCAAGUCAAAGGAGAGGAAAAAGAGGUCCAGGUCGGGGUCACAGAAGCAGGCAACCAUUAAGUCAUCACGUUCCAGGUCUCCCAGCAAGGAGCGAGCGCGCAGCAGGGGGAGGAGCGAGAGCGACAGAGAAGGGAGCAAAUCACGGUCUCCGUCCGGAGAGAGGGACGUCCAGGAGAACAACAAGGACAGCCCCGACAGAAAAAGCAACGGCGUCGACGAAGACUGAAGACCGACGACACAAGGUUCACAUUCCCCUUAUGGGAUUGCCACUCUGCAGGGCAGGGGCCGUGGUGCUCGGCCCAUGCCAAGCUAGGACUGGUUAGGACUGUCCAACCAUCCUCUCAUCGCAGAGCAGGACUCCAUCUUGUACUAAAAGUAUGACAUAGUUUACUUCCACAUUCUUACUACUUAGGAAAGGUGUGCUUUCCUUUUAUGAUUAAGCACUGCUGAACAAAACAUUGUGCAGUGUGUGUGCAUGUGUGUGUAUGUGUAAUAUCUAUCUAGCUGCAAAGCAUGCAAUGUUUGGUAUUUGACAAGUAUUAUAUAGUGACCCAGUGGAUUGCACUUGGAUGGCAAUGAAAUGACCUUGCUAUCAUCACAUAGAACCAAGUUUCUACAUUUAAUUUAAUUUAAUGUCUUGGAUGUGUCUCCUCCGUUUUCAGAGGAAGCUGUUGUACAUGUACUUAUUAACCAGCAUAUGAUGGUGGGUUUAAAAGUGUUUCCAACUUUGUACUUCUUUUCAUAAAGGGAACCUGGUGGUGUCUAUGUGGCUUAAUCUGGCAUUCUGCACUGCCUCUGCUAGCGCUCGCUUCAAUGCCUUGCAUUUUUAUCAAACAGCCAAAAUGAAGCGAGGAAAAAAUGAAUUUGUCUUUUUGUUUUCAUAAUUGGAAAUGUCAGCAAAAACCCUCCAUUUGAUAAUGAUAUAGUAAAGGGUUGAUGCAUAACCUUGAAAUAUUAUAUACACGGUAAGUGAUGCAGCUUGAUGUCAAUAUAGUAGUUUGAUAUUGUACAUUGGAUCUUGUAUGAGACCAUUUUCCACCUGUCCAAAUCAUUAGGCACAUCUGUGUGCAGCAGGUUCUGAAUGUGGCUGUUGUUGUUGUUCGUCUGGAAGCCCCAAGACUGUCCUUUGUUGUGUACUAUGAUGAUGAUCAUGCUGUAACAUUCCGUUAACAGGAGGCAUGUUCCCCUGCCCCCCAAAUCAACCGAACAGCCGUCCAACAAAUGGGCAACCAAUCAACCCAACUGCCCUGCCCAUCAGCCACCCAGACGACAUCUGAGGCCCAACCCCCACAACCAAUUCUCUCAACCAUCCAACCCCACUUCUCCCAACUAGACCAGCGGACAACGAGGGUGCCUUGUGCCGCGCACCUCGCACCCUGUCCCACCUAGCAUCACUAUCUGCAUAGUGAACAGGCAACGCAGAUAAGUCAGCAUCCCUCCCGCCGCACGGGAGACAGGCAGGCCUCACUCUAGCAGGUCAUAGGUCAUAAACCCCUUCAAAAGGCAGGUAGAUACAUACAGAAAUUACAGUAAAAAGAUCUGUUUUUUCUGUUGCUGUUUGCAAGCUAGUUUUUUUCUUCUUUCCAGUCUUUUCUCCUCCUCUUGAUAAAAUGCUUUUUGCCUUUAUUUUGCACAUUUGUCAGUGUUUCCUGUCCUGUGGUGUUGUGUGUACUAACCAUCUUCUCCACAGCCACCCUGGUGCAAGCAGACAACAUGGCACAUCUCAUGCUGUGAAGGAUGGGCUUUAGCUGUAGUUCCUAUAUGCGAUAGUUCAUAAACAGCUUGAGUCAGAAAGUCUUGACUCUUGACAUACAUAGUGAAUCUUUCAAAAAUUACUAUAAACAAUUUCUGGAACAAUUUGGACAAUUUGGUGCUGUGACUAAACAGUAGCACUGAUGUGAGAUAAACAACGCCUUGUCGUAUCUGGGACUCCGCGUGACUUGUAUUCCAUGGCAGCUGAUAAUUGUGUGGAAACUGUACUCACUAAACUACAUGUAAUCACUAUUGCUAUAUCCUACUAAGUUAAUCUACUGUAUCAGCUAAGUAAUGUCCAGAUAAUAUAAGGUAUUAUCUGUAAAUCAGAUACUAACUCAUAGUAAGGGUCUGGCAUUGCAGCGCUGUAUCUACUAGAAAGAGAGAGACUACAGAAAGAGUAGUGCGUUUGUUAGGCUUCAGUUGGACGGACUGUGAAAGGGUUGACAGAUUGCCGACUCCUCUACAUGGCUUCUCUGGAAGUGCAGGGAUAAAUGUCUUGUUGCACAAUAUGAAUGUAUUGGAUAUAAGUGAAACAAAUCAGUGUGUCCACCAAUAAGUGUGGAGUAAGAUAUCUAAUGAUGCCAUCCCGGUAUUAAUGCCAUAUGUACAUACUGUAGUAUGUAAGAAUCAUGAAUAUUAAACACCUCAUAUUAUGUA